Molecule: messenger RNA, 1810 nt
Organism: Salvelinus fontinalis (brook trout)
Lineage: Eukaryota; Metazoa; Chordata; Actinopteri; Salmoniformes; Salmonidae
Gene: pdcd2l
Product: programmed cell death 2-like
Exons: 1
Coding region: 97-1263 (388 amino acids)
Cellular component (GO): cytoplasm
Source: RefSeq, a predicted model, not a curated record
AUCUGUGCGUCAUUACGUAACGGCGCUCGUUGACGAGUUUCAACAUGGCGAAGUGCAUCAAGUCCACUUCUAACAACUAAACAAUAGUAGAAUAGUAUGGCUGGAGUUGACGAGGCAGUUCUCAUCGGACUGUGUGAUGGGGCAAUCGAUUCAAAGCGAUAUCCGAUGUCUUACUUGACGAACAAAAUUGGCGACCAACCGGACAAGCUUCCAGUGAUAUCAUGGCAACAUCCACGCUGUGGUCUAUGCAGCGCGGUCAUGGCCCAUGUGGUGCAGGUGUACUGCCCCCUAGCGGCGUCUCCUUAUCACCGCACCCUGAAUGUGUUCGCCUGCCCCGGGCCACAGUGCAGCGGACAACCAGAGAGCUGGAGGGUUCUGCGUUCUCAGUGUCUGGAAUCAGAGGUCAGAACCAACCCUGUUGUCCAACCUCCAGGCCACGCCGCAGUUAAAGAGGUUCCCAUGACAACCACAUACUGGUGUGAUGGGACUGAUGACUGGGGUGAGGAAGAGGACAAGCAGGAGGGGGGAGAUGGAUGGGACAAGACCCAGAACCAAGCUCAUAUUGGGGGAGAGGACUCUGAGAUCAUCUUACUCACCGGGACCUCCUCUGAGCUGGAUGUGAGUGGCAAGCUUCAGGGUCUCCGUUUGGAAGGAGGAGAAAAGGUGUUGGAGGAGGAAGGGGAGGUCCCGGGUAACAUCCCUACCUACAGACCUUUCUACAUCAGUGUGGUGGAUGAGACUGACCUGGGUGGUCAGUCAGACCUGGAGCACGCUGAGACUCUGCUGAGGGAGUACGAGCAGAGAGAGGGAGUCGGGAAGAUCGGGAGCUCUGAGGGGGGAGGAGGGGAGGAGAGGUACGAGAAGGACAACCCCAGACAUGGAGACGCAGUGUUCUCUCGCUUCAUGAAGAGGAUCUCUGUGUGUCCGGAGCAGGUGUUACGGUACAGCUGGCACGGGUCUCCUCUCUUCUUGUCUGACCCCUCCUCGGACCCGCCUUGGAUUAAACCCGGCUGUUGUCACUGUGGAGGAAUCCGGGUGUUUGAGUUCCAGCUGAUGCCUGCUCUGGUCAGCCUGCUACAGAGGACAGACACUGGGUCAAGGUCGGCGGUAGAGAUGGGCGAUGUAGAGAUGAAUACGGGGCUGGAGUUUGGUACUGUGAUGGUGUUUACUUGUAGAAACAGCUGUUGGUCAUCAGGUUCAACCUCGCCUGUGGAAGAGGUCAUCUAUCUACAAGCAGAUCCAGACCAGAAUCUCUUCAAAUAACACACGUUUUACAUACACAGUUUUUUUUAUGCGAGUAAAGUGAUCAUUUUUUUCCCCGUUAAGACAUGGUGGGAUGUUUUUGUGUCAAAUUAAAUAUGCUAGAAAUACCUUUUUUUUUUUAUGCUCAAAUAUUGGUAUAAUAACGAAGUAAAGUUAGGAGUCGUGAUGAUAUGGUGUGUGGGUCCUCCGAACCACGACGUAAAGUUAGGAGUCGUGAUGAUAUGGUGUGUGGGUCCUCCGAACCACGACGUGGGGAAAGCAUUUAUUGGGCUACAGAUGAAAUAAAUUAUGGGGAGGGUGAAAGUACACACAGCGAUGAACUUGAUGCUCCUUUCCAAUAAAUAUCAAGGGUCUGAUUCUGAUGACAUGAUGAUUAAUGUUUAAAUAGCCCUUCUACACCUGCAUUGCUUGCUGUUUGGGGUUUUAGGAUGGGACAAGACCCAGAACCAAGCUGAUAUGGGGGGGGGGUGGAUGGGACAAGACCCAGAACCAAGCUGAUAUGGGGGGGGGGUGGAUGGGACAAGACCCAGAACCAAGCUGAUAUGGG